UUGUGGCAGCAUUGUCAUCUCAUCCGUGUAGUAGUACAAAAAAUAAUUGCUUAGUAAAUUUCAGAAAAUAUUUAGCAAUGACUAUCCAGAAAUAUUUUGUUAUCAUCGCAGCAAUAAUUUGCCUCGAUGGAAUGAAUGGUCAGGUUCCAAUCCCGAAUUUGGCAUAUGGCCCCGAUCCAGCGCAGGUAAUUGAUGUGUACCUGCCAUCCCUGGAUUUGGGGAGGGUUUCCAAAGUGAUCAUUCUAAUUCAUGGGGGUGCCUGGGGUGGAGGACAGAAGGCGGAUAUGGCGGCGUGGGUCCCAUUCUUACAGGCACUCCUGCCAGAAUAUUGCAUCACGAAUAUGGAGUAUCGACUAGGAACUCGACAAAGUCCCGGAUUUCCCAAGCAACUUGAAGACAUUCACUUAGCCAUUUCCUUCCUCAAAUCCAGUUUCACCCAAAAUGUGACCUUUGCCCUUUUUGGCGCCAGCGCGGGCGCCCACUUAUCCAUGCUCUACGGCUACUCGAGAGACAGCCAGACAAAGGAUGUUAGAGCAGUUGUGAGUCUCGUAGGACCGGGCGAUCUUACAGAUCCGGGCUACACCGAAAACCCGCUGCUAGCCGACCUAUUUCUGGACCUUGUUGGACCCUGCUAUUACUCAGAAUGCCCCCAACUGUACAACGCGACUAGCCCAACGGUUUAUAUUUCCCGCGAUUCCACACCAACACUCGGCUUUUAUGGAAAUGUCGAUCCCCUCGUGCCGAUCAGUCAAGUGCCCUUGAUUAGAGAUAAACUGAAUUCGUUCGGUGUCAUUAAUCAGUUCACGGUUUAUUUGGGAGGACAUGGCGAUUGGGCGUGGGAAUACACGCAAGAUUUGCUGGUGCAAACGGCGAUUUUUUUCACGAUGCAUUGGGUUUAACGAAGUAAAAAUUAUGCCAGUGCCUUCUUGUGGGUUUAAUUAUGCUUACAUACACUCUAAAAAGUAUAUGUACAAGUAUUUAAUAAAACUUAUGUAAAUAUUUAUUUA
Molecule: messenger RNA, 1007 nt
Organism: Folsomia candida
Lineage: Eukaryota; Metazoa; Arthropoda; Collembola; Entomobryomorpha; Isotomidae
Exons: 3
Coding region: 78-899 (273 amino acids)
Source: RefSeq, a predicted model, not a curated record